UUCUGAACGAAAUAAAGCGGAUAUGAAUGACGCGUAUGAGCUUUGAACAAGUCCAUCCAGUUCUCUCGUUUAAUAAGUAAUGCUGGGAGUGACUUUUUAAACCAUUUGCUACAGUGGUGAUAAAACCUGAUUUAGUGGCCGAUGGCUGGGCCAGAAGCACAGUUCGGAACUGGUUAUAGAGUUUAAAGUGCGCGUCUCGCGGACACCGCCUUCCCUCCAGUGCAGUACAGUGGUACGAGCGCCGGCCGAACGGCUAACAGGCUAAGGGCUAACAGGCUAAGGGCCAUGGCAGCGGUGCUCUCCUAAAGGGAGGGGGCGUCUCCCCCUGAAACCCUUUGGACUCUGGCCGGUGGUCCCCUGAAGCCCACACCGCUCCGAAGGGCGUUUCUGAUUGCAUUAUGCUGACUUUGCUGACCAGGACCCUGGUCAGGCAGAGCAAAAGGCAGCCGUGUUACUUGGUGCGGCCCAUCUGGCCGACUAAGAUCUCCGGCAGGUACCUGGCCCACCAGCAGGGUCUGCCGAAACUCCCAGUGCCGUCCCUCAAGCAGACGUUUGAGCGCUACCUGAGCGUGCUGGAGCCCAUUGUCAGCGAGCAGGAGCUACUGCACACCCGCAAACUCGUGGCGCAGUUUGUGAGCCCGGGUGGUGUGGGGGAGAGACUCCAGAAGGGGCUAGAACAGAGGGCCCGAAAGAUGGAGAACUGGCUUGCUGAUUGGUGGCUGCACACUGCCUACCUGGACUAUCGGAUGCCUGUGGUGGUCCACUCAAGCCCCGGGGUGGUCCUUCCCCGCAUGGACUUUAAUGAUGGGCAGGGGCAGAUGAGAUUUGCUGCUACGUUGAUUGCAGGGGUUUUGGAUUUUAAGACCAUGAUUGACAAUGAGACCCUACCUGUGGAGUACCUGGGGGGCAGCCCGCUCUGUAUGAAUCAGUACUACCAGAUCCUCUCUUCCUGCCGUAUCCCCGGACUCAAGAAGGACUCCGUGGUCAACUAUGCCCGUAGCAAGAGGGCACCGACAUUUAUCACGGUGGUGCAUAACUACCAGUUCUUUGUGCUGGACGUAUACAACAGCGAUGGCACCCCACUGACAGCGGACCAGCUGUACAUGCAGCUAGAGAAAAUCUGGAACUCAUCCCUGCAGACCAACAAGGAGCCCGUGGGCAUAUUGACCUCACAACAUCGCAACACCUGGGGCAAGGCCUACAGCAACCUCCUCAAAGACAAGACAAACAAGGAGUCGGUGCACGCCAUCCAGAAGAGCAUCUUCACCGUGUGCCUGGACGCACCGAUGCCACGCGUGUCAGACGAGGUGUACCGCAGCCGCGCGGCCCUGCAGAUGCUGCAUGGCGGGGGAAGCCGCCGGAACAGUGGGAACCGCUGGUUCGACAAGACCCUUCAGUUCAUCAUUGGAGAGGAUGGGUCAUGUGGUCUGAUCUAUGAGCACGCCCCUGCCGAAGGCCCGCCCAUUGUUUCCCUGGUGGACCAUGUCGUUGAAUACAUGAGGAAGACGGACAUGGUGCGGUCGCCCAUGGUGCCCCUGCCCAUACCCCGAAAGCUGCGAUUCAACAUCACUCCAGAGAUCAAAGCAGACAUCGAGAAAGCCAAGCAGAAUAUGAACAUAAUGGUGCAGGAUCUGGAUAUGAAGGUCCUGGUGUUCCCGCACUUCGGGAAGAACAUCCCAAAAUCUUACAAGAUGAGUCCCGACGCCUUCAUACAGGUGGCGCUGCAGCUGGCUUACUUCAGAAUGUACCGGCGCUGCUGUUCCACAUAUGAGAGCGCCUCCCUGAGGAUGUUCAGACUGGGUCGUACAGACACCAUCCGUUCAGCCUCUAUCGACUCGCUCAACUUCGCACGCGCCAUGGAUGACUCCGCCAAGCCGAGCACAGAGAAGGUGGCCCUGAUGGAGAAGGCUGUGAAGGCCCACAGAACCUACACUGACAUGGCAAUCCGUGGUCAGGCCAUAGAUCGCCAUCUCCUGGGCCUCAAGCUCCAAGCCCAUGAUGACUUGAUAUCCAUACCUAAGGUCUUCAUGGACACCUCCUAUGCCGUGGCCAUGCACUACAAUCUCUCUACCAGUCAGGUCCCGGCCAAGACCGACUGCGUGAUGUGCUUUGGGCCAGUGGUGCCGGAUGGCUACGGCGUCUGCUACAACCCAAUGGAGGACCACAUCAACAUCUCUGUGUCGGCUUUCAAUAGCUGUGCAGAGACCAAUGCCACAGAGCUGGCACACGGCCUGGAGGGGGCGCUGCUGGACAUGAAGGUCUUGCUGGAGCAGACGCCCAAGGCCAGGCUGUGAUAGUGGAUGCAUUGCCACAGACAGCAGCCAGGGGGCAGCAGGGUCACCUUUUGUAUUUAGCUGGAAUAGACAGGUGUGUGUGUGGAGGGAAAACUUAACACCUUCCAGAAAUGAGUGAAUGGGAAGCACUUUUAAAAAAUUAAUUAAUUAAAUGAUCUUGGAGGCUUAUAAGUGCCGUCUUAAGUGCUACAUAUAUGACAGCUGCUGUUGGACAGUGGGACAGGAACACGAACAGCAUUGAUGAUCUUGGGGGUUUGGAGAGCUGCUGAAGGGAGAGUUUGCUGUGUAUGAAUAUGACCCUCCUUAAUCACCCCAUUUGGUGUCAAAGGGCUUGGCUAAUUUUACUUAGGAUGUUUUAUGAGAACACUAAUCAGGCAAAAAAAAAAAACUAUCUUCAUAUCACUUGAUGCUUCUUGCAAAACAAUAAUUUGUGUCCCCUCUGCCUGGUGCCCUUUGGUAGACUGGCAUCCAUGUCAGGGUGCCCCCUGCCUGGUGCCCUUUGGUAGACUGGCAUCCAUGUCAGGGUGCCCCCUGCCUUGGUGCCCUUUGGUAGACUGGCAUCCAUGUCAGGGUGCCCCCUGCCUGGUGCCCUUUGGUAGACUGGCAUCCAUGUCAGGGUGCCCCCUGCCCAUCCCGUCUCAUCAUGACCCAGUGAGGGAUAAGCUGUAUGGAACAUGAAUGCCUUACUAUUUCACCUUGCGUCCUCUCAGAUUAGGAUGUAGAAUGAGCUGCCAUUAUGUAUUUGUUUACAUGUUUCUGAGCCCAUUUUAAGCAUGACAUCUGGGCAUAAUCAUAUUCUCAAGCACUUACUUUCUGCCUUUACAGUGCCCAUCAUUCCAGUAAAAUGUUAGUGAUCUUAAGAUGACAUAAGCUGUCAUCGAGUUUGAAGUCUAAGAGUUUACUCCACUUUUUAUUUCCACUCUGUUUCUGGUUAUCGAAGCACAGAGAUUUAUUGGCAUCUGAUUUUAUUUUUCCGCCUGACAUACCUCCUGUUAUGGGUGAGUGACAGUAUGCACUGUAGGCUCUCUUUGUGUAAUGUUACUUUCUCUUUGGGGUAUUUCUGUUGCCUUUCACAUGCUGAAACAGCUGAGAAUGGGACUGCAGUAACCAAUUGAACCCAGUUUAACCAAUAAGAUUAAACAUGUGGCUGAUUGAGAGCAUGGAUGCAUCCUGAUUCACAUACUUUUGGGUAUGGCUAUUACAUGUUUAUCCCAAUCGAGAAUUAAAUUAUUUGAUUCAGGUCCUGUAUGCAUUUUGCACAUGACUACAUGUGUCAGUUUGUUUUAAACCGCGAUAUGGUCUUAUGUUUGAUUUUCUUAAAUUAAUUUAGAAAACUUUUAGUGUUUUUUAAAAAAUGUCAUUUUGAAAAUGUAAUAUUCGAUUUGAGUCCAUAAACAUCUUUGAUUACACUUGUGCCUUGUAUAUAUGGACAUGAAUAUGAUCGAAGUGAGAUUCUGUGGACAGCAUUUCAAUAAAAUAAGGAUAAAAAUCA
Messenger RNA from Brienomyrus brachyistius, 3786 nucleotides. RefSeq names its product carnitine O-acetyltransferase-like. The record is from RefSeq and is a predicted model, not a curated record. The transcript has 14 exons. NCBI's taxonomy places the organism in Eukaryota, Metazoa, Chordata, Actinopteri, Osteoglossiformes, Mormyridae. Gene Ontology annotation, molecular function: carnitine O-acetyltransferase activity. Gene Ontology annotation, biological process: carnitine metabolic process, CoA-linked. Bases 399 to 2294 code for a protein of 631 amino acids. Gene Ontology annotation, cellular component: peroxisome.